Thamnophis elegans (Western terrestrial garter snake) is the source of this 819-nucleotide messenger RNA. Its product is annotated as alpha-tectorin-like. Gene Ontology annotation, biological process: cell-matrix adhesion. The record is from RefSeq and is a predicted model, not a curated record. NCBI's taxonomy places the organism in Eukaryota, Metazoa, Chordata, Lepidosauria, Squamata, Natricidae.
AUGAGUUCCCAACAGAGAGACGAAAAACUGCUGACUAACAGGGUUCCCAUCAAGAAGGGACCAUCCCAUGUGUUGUCUUUGGGAAGUGUGCCCGACACAGGCAGCCGGCUCUAUCCUUAUGGUCCCCAGUAUCAGGACAGAAGCACCCCCAAGGCAGAUGAUGGAUCAUCUCCUGAGAUCUUCAUCUCAGAAUUCUUCUUCUUUUAUGGGAGGAAAUAUCAUUCCCUUUACGUGAACAACAAUGGGGUGGUGUCCUUUGGCAACCCUGUCAGUCAGUUCACCCCAGAUCCUUUUCCUCUGAUGGAUGGCCGAACCUUUGUAGCUCCUUUUUGGGCUGAUGUGGAUAAUCGUAUCACAGGGGAGGUCUACUACAGGCAGAGCCAAGACCAGAGGCUGCUGCAGAGAGUCACGGCUGCUAUAAACACUUACUUUCCACACGUGACGUUCACAGCUACCUGGGCCUUUGUGGCUACCUGGCAUCAAGUGGCUUUCUACGGAUCCUUGUCCACCAAGGUGAACACAUUUCAGGUUUUAACUUCCAAUGGGAAAAUGUCUUUUGUGAUGCUGAAUUACCAGGAUAUCCAGUGGAUAUCAGGCCAAGCAAGCGGUGGAGAUGCUUACACAGGCUUAAAAGGCACACCUGCCCAGGCUGGCUUUAAUAAUGGUGAUGCUGACAAUUACUUCAACAUUCCUGGUUCUUGGACUCCAAGCAUAGUGAACAUCAGCUCAACAAGCAAUGUCGUAGACCCCGGGCGCUGGAUAUUUGAAGUGGACGUUUUUGCAGUGCCCAAUGGAUGUGUGUACAAAGGUGCUCGAUAA